This is a messenger RNA of Columba livia (rock pigeon), 8148 nucleotides long. It is a transcript of the gene MAVS, whose product is annotated as mitochondrial antiviral signaling protein. The coding region runs from base 482 to 2389 and encodes 635 amino acids. The record is from RefSeq and is a predicted model, not a curated record. The transcript is spliced from 6 exons. Lineage: Eukaryota; Metazoa; Chordata; Aves; Columbiformes; Columbidae.
UUGCCGUUACGGUGCUGCCACCUGCCGGUACCGGAGGGGGGUCUGUUCCCUGUCCCACUGUCGGUACCGGAGUGGGGUGUCCUCUCCGUGCCUGCCCCCUGCGGCGGAGCCCUUUUGGAGGGGAGGGCCUGGCCUCCGUCCCGCCGCCAUGAGGUAACGGGGAGGAGAAGGCGGGCAGCGCCCCCCCUCACAACGCCUGUCUAUCACCGCGACGGGCGUAGGCAGCAACCAAUCAGCGGCGGCGACGCGCAGCGUGGGGCGGGCUCAGUGCGUUCCCCGGCGCAAUCGCGGAAGGAAAUUUGGAUUUCUGAAAGCGGAGAGAGUCGCGGGUUGAACUUUAACCCGAGUGUUUUUAAUUUGCGCUGUUUCCGCCCAGGAAUCUCCCUCUAGAAAAGGCCAGGCUCCUAUAGAAAAGCCCAAGCUCCUAUAGAAAAGCCCAGCGUUGCCGCUCACGUCAAGUCUCGGCAGGUGCUGAAGCGAGAUGGGUUUUGCCGAGGACAAAGUCUACAAAUACAUUAUCCAGAACCUCGGGAACUUCAAGAACAUCCGUGUGGCAUCUCUGGCCGAUUCCCUCAGCUGCCUGACUGACGCCGACAGAGACGAACUUCACACACGGGAGGAGACGCGAGGGAGCCAAGCGACCGCCUAUAGGUUCUACCAAUACCUGCGGUGCCGGCAGGGCUGGGUGCAGGACUUGAUCGCCGCGCUGCGCCACAACAACGCCGGGGAUCUGGCCGAUGAGCUGCAGCACGUGUACGACUCCUGGCAACCCCGUCCCGCAGCUCCCGCCACUGCCUCCUCCCCUCCUGCGGCCAGCACUGCCCGUCCCGCCGUCUCCGUCGCUGCCCAAACGCCGUCCCCAGGGCCAAACCCUGUUCUGGGCGGCCCAUUGGCAGAGCAGCCGUGCCGAGACCUGCCUGUCGGUGGCCACUCGCCUCUCCUGCCCGAUACCACCACUACGAGUACAGACCUGGAUGCCAGGGCCCCAGUGCAGGAAUCGCUCCCCAAAAAGCUGGAGCAAGAGAGUCCCCAGCCACCUCCGCCUGGGAGCACAGUCCAUGACAGAUCCAGCGAUGGGCAUGAUGGAGAGGGACAUCUCCCGCACCCCACCGAGGCUGUGCAGGUGGCAGCAGGACCCCCCAGGGCUGGCACCGUGGCUGUGCCAUCGACCACCACCUCCGAUCAGGGCCGGGACUGGCUGAGCCGCCAGCAGCACCCGGUGUGUGUGGAUAACGGGCGUUUUGGGAAUGCCAACCACCUGCACCGCGGUGCGCCAGGCUUGGGUCUGGGCAGCUCCCUGCUGCCGAAGGCUGCGGGUGCUGCCGGCGGCCCCCAGCAGCCCAGGAACGAGCCUGAAGAGAGUUUCUAUAUGUCCACCGAGUCGCCCCCGAGGCCGGAGGAAUCUGCUCACAGCAGGGGGGUGCAGCCCCCAGACUCACCGCCAAAACAACAGGCUGUGCCCAGUUCUGAGCACGAUGGGCCCCCGAGCAGCUUCGUGGACGUGCGCAGCCCCCUGCUCAUACAGCAGCAGUUUGAUGCGGAGCAGAAGCGGGUUGAGAUGCUGCGAGAGCACGAAGCAGACAGAGACAGUUCGAUGGAAACAAGUACCCUGGUUGCUACCCUUGUGCCCAGAGACGCUUCCCUGUCCUGUGACACCUCCCUGAAGCCUCCUGUGCAAGAACAAUAUCUGCCCGCGGGGGAGGCAGCCAGCGGCCCCCGCUCCGUGCCCACGGAGGAGAAAGUGCUCCCAGCCUCGACAGUCCCGAUUCCAACAGUCGCAGGAAGCUUUGAAGUGACGUCUGGGAGGACGACGUCCCGGGUGAGCUCUGCCACGACCAUCUGGGCGCCUUGCGGCAGCAUGGAGGGGGAUGUGGAGCCCAGCAAGCCGGAUGUCCUCCUGUCCAUGCCUGGAGAGAGCCCAGAAACAGCUGGCAGGUGCCCAAGCUCUCGGGGACCCAGUGGCCACCAUUCCAGGUCAUCUGGUAGCCUCAGCUUCAGCAGUGACCCGCUCUUGAUGAGUACGGAUAGCUCCAGCUCGGGAGAAACGCUCUCCAGAGUCUCCUUGGGAUGUUCUGCUCCAGCAGACCGUGAAAACGCCAGGAAAAAGGAGAAACCUGGAGCAAGCGGAGACUCUUCUCCACCUUCGAGCUGGGCCAGCACCUCCCUGGGCACCCACGAGGUCCGUGUGGACCAUUACCCCAGCACCCAGCUCGGGGCGGGCAGCAGCCUCCAAGAUGGAGAAAAUCCCCUCGGAAACCCUCCGGUUUUUGACUCGUCUGAGGUCGUAGUCCCUUGUGUGCACAGCAUCAGACCGUCCCUGUCACACCUCGUGGGCAUCGCUGCAAUUUCAGCUCUGGCGUUCCUGGUGUACACUCGGUUGCGGAAAUAGCGCUGGAGCGGAGGGGAUGCCACGACUGUCGCUCAGCCUCGGCGAUUCCUCUUCAGAGCAGGGAUUUGGCCAACGUUUGAGCAGCGGCAGGGAUGGUAUGGGUGUUGUUAAAUCUCUUUCUGGAAGGUUUUGCUGGAAGGGGCCUUGGUUGUGUGGUGCUGUUGGGUUUGGGUCUGUUCUGCCACUGUUUCCCAACAAUCUUCUUGUCUGUAGCCUUCUCCUUUUACACCCACAGAGAGGAUCUCACUCUGGGAGCAAUCCCUUGAGUCAAAAAAGAAGGUUCUCAUGCCGAUUCUCCAUGUUUUCGUUGUUUGGUCCCAGGAGGCCCCAGGGAAACAUGUCCUGGUUGUCCACAGGGUGACCCUCCAGGUCCCUGCAGGCAGCACAGCCAGGAGAGGUUUUGCAGAUCCAUAAAAGUGGAGCUGAUUUUACUGGCUCUGCUCAUCUUGGCUUGAAAACCUGCCCGAGGGUCUGUGCAGGAGCCUUCACCUCACGUUGAAUUUGUAUUACUCGGUGUCUCUGCCUUUGCUGCUGGGACCUUUGUCUGUUUUUACUGCUGCUUUUUGGUGGUGCUGAAUGCGCGGGCAGCCUCGCAAUCACAGGCCCUGGUUGUGGUGGGGGAUGUUUGUUAGAAGGACUAUUUGGCUGGCCAGCCACAGUCUAGACUGUGCCUGAAUGCACGGGCAGGACCCUGUGCAGCAAGUGACGCUCCUUUGUGACAAAGAGACAUCCCUGUGAUGAAAAAGUGCCAGGCCAGGGCACACGUGAGCUGUCCCCUCUCCCAGGAACUGUCAUCCUGCUUGGGUGCUUUGCUUUGGAGUAUCCUCCCCACUCCCAAGGGUCAAGGAUGGGCACUGACACCCUGGGAUGAAGCUGAAGGGCAGGAAAGAUCCACAUCUCUCCACCUUUCUCGAGGAUCAACCUCAUUUCAACUUUGAGGAAAAUGAUGAGGCCUCUACAGACAGCUGAGAGCAGCCUCGCGAUCACAGGCCCUAGUUGUGGUGGGGGAUGUUUGUUGGAAGGACGACUUGGUCGGCCAGCCCCAGUCCAGGAGGUUCCUCCAGUGCCUUGACGAUAACUUUCUGAUGCAAAGGGUAGAGGAGCCGACUGGGAGAGGUGCACUGCUGGACCUCAUCCUCGCUAACAAGGAGGCUCUGGUUAAAGCGGUAAAGGUUGAGGGCUGCCUUGGUUGCAGCGACCACGAAAUGGUGGAGUUCAGGAUCUCAUGUGGCAGGAACAAAAUAACAAGCAGAAUUGCAACCCUGGACUUCAGCAGGGCAAAAUUUGGCCUUUUCAGGCAAUUGCUGGCGGAAAUCCCAUGGGCGAGGCUGCUUGAAGGUAAAGGGGCCCAGGAUAGUUGGUCAGUGUUCAGGGACUGGUUCUACCGGGCACUAAAUCAGAACAUCCUGACACGUAGGAAGUCAAGGAAGGGAGCCAAGAGACCUGCAUGAUUGAACAGGGAACUGCUGGGUGUGCUCAAGUGGAAGGGAAGAGUUCAUAGAUCGUGGAAGGAGGGGCUGGCCUCUUGGGGAAAAUAUAAGGCUGUUGUCAGAGGGUGUAGGGAGGCAACUAGGAAAGCUAAGGCCUCCUUAGAAUUAAACCUGGCUAGAGGGGUCAAGGACAACAGAAAGAGCUUUUUCAAAUAUGUGGCAGAUAAAACUAACAGCAGAGGCAAUGCAAGCCUGCUGAUGAAUGAGGUGGGUGCCCUGGUGACAGAAGAUACAGAGAAAGCAGAGUUACUGAAUGCUUCUUUGUCUCUGUCUGCUCUGCCGGAGGCUGUCCUGGGGAGCCCUGUACCGCUGAGGCCCCAGAGGAGGGCACGACAGUGGAGGAGUUUGCCUGGGUUGAUGAGGACUGGGUUAGGGAGCAGUUAGGCAAUCUGGACAUCCAUAAAUCCAUGGGUCCGGAUGGGAUGCACCCGCGGGUGCUGAGGGAGCUGGCUGAGGUCAUUGCUGGACCACUCUCCAUCAUCUUGGCCAAGUCUUGGGAAAUGGGAGAGGUGCCUGAGGACUGGAGGAAAGCAAAUGUCACUCCAGUCUUCAAAAAGGGCAGGAAGGAGGACACAGGUAACUAUAGAGCAGUCAGCCUCACCUCCAUCCCUGGGAAAGUGAUGGAACAACUUAUCCUUGGUGCCAUCUCAAGGCAUAUCAGGGAUAAGAGGGUCAUUAGGGGCAGUCAGCAUGGCUUCACCAAGGGGAAGUCGUGCUUGACCAACCUCAUUGACUUUUAUGAGGACAUAACAAGAUGGAUGGUUGAUGGCAGAGCGGUGGACGUGGUCUACCUUGACUUGAGUGAGGCAUUUGACACAGUGUCCCACACCGUCCUCACAGCCAAACUGAAGGAGUGCGGUCUGAAUGACCGGGUAGUGAUGUGAACUGUGAACUGGUUGAAGGGAAGAAGCCAGAGAGUCGUGGUCAAUGGGGCAGAGUCCAGUUAGGCCUGGAUCUAGUGCAGUGCCUCAGGGGGCAGUGCUGGGACCGGUAUUAUUCGAUAUAUUCAUCAUUGACUUGGAUGAGGGAAUAGAAUGACUGUCAGCAAGUUUGCUGCUGACACCAAGCUGGGAGGAGUGGUGACACUGGAAGCUGUGCUGCCAUCAGAGACCUGGACAGGCUGGAGAGUUGGGCAGGAAAAAUGUAAUGAAAUAGAACAAGGGCAAGUGUAGAGUCUUGAAUCUGGGCAGGAACAACCCCAGGUUCCAGUAUAAGUUGGGGAAUGACCUAUUAGAGAGCAGUGUAGGGGAAAGGGACCUGGGGGUCCUGGGGACAGCAGGGUGACCAUGAGCCAGCACUGGGCCCUUGUGGCCAGGAAGCCAAUGGUACCUGGGGUGGGUUAGAAGGGGGUGGUCAGUAGGUCAGAGAGGUUCUCCUGCCCCUCUGCUCUGCCCUGGGGAGACCACACCUGGAAUAUUGUGUCCAGUUGUGGCCCCUCAGUUCCAGCAGGACAGGGAACUGCUGGAGAGAGUCCAGCGCAGCCACCAAGAUGCUGAAGGGAGUGGAGCAUCUCCCGUGUGAGGAAAGGCUGAGGGAGCUGGGGCUCUGGAGCUGGACAAGAGGACACUGAGGGGUGACUCAUUCCUGGGGAUCAAUAUGGAAAGGGGGAGUGUCAGGAGGAUGGAGCGAGGUUCUUCUCGGUGACAAACAAUGAUAGGACAAGGGGUAAUGGGUACAAACUAGAACACAGGAGGUUCCACUUAAAUUUGAGAAGAAACUUCUUCCUGGUGAGGGUGGCAGAGCCUGGCCCAGGCUGCCCAGGGAGGUUGUGGAGUCUCCUUCUGUGCAGACAUUCCAACCCGCCUGGACACCUUCCUGUGUAACCUCAUCUGGGUGUUCCUGCUCCAUGGGGGGAUUGCACUGGAUGAGCUUUCCAGGGCCCUUCAACCCCUGACAUUCUGGGAUUCUGUUAUUUCACCCCCCUCCGGCCAGGGAAAGGGGGAUUAUGGCUUUAAUAGGAAUGUUUCACACAAAGCCAGCGUUAAGUGGACUUGCUCCCACACAGGAUUAUUGGGCAUCUUUGAUCUUUAGGCUAUAAUUUUAGCACCUGGCUGGGAGGGUGGAUGUAGUUCUUGUUUUUCCCGCUACCUGGUGCUGUGGGGUAGGAAUAUGUGAUAGGAAUAUGGGAAACUUGUGUCCAAGCUGCAACACAAAUAGGAUCGACUGUGUACAAUGCAGGGAGGCCAGAGCUGGUGGUUGAGAUGCUCUGGGUUAUCCUGAAGGUUUAAAAUUGCAAUCUGUCAUUUCCCUGCUGUCCCCCAGGGAUCAGCUUGGAACACGAGGGGACUGGGCUGCAAGAUUUCGAAGAUAAAAUCCUCAAACCCAAAUAAAUAUCCUCAGCUUCCCCCUGCCCGUGGCAGCGUUCGGGGGCAGAAGCAGCCCCGCUUAGUUUCUGCUGAUACCAGUUCUAGCUCUAGGCAGAGUUCAGCGAUCACCAGCUGCCCACUUCUGCAGCUGCAAGGUGUUCCUGAUCUACUCCCUCCCAAAAUCACAGAAGUAGCAAAACUAUUUUCAUGUAGUUAGAGGGUUGUUAUAGCGAGAGGAUUUUCUUUUUUGAGCUCUAAAGAUGCCAGCGCAGACUUUUGGGUGUUCCCACCCUCCUGUGAUACGCUGCGGGGGCAGCAGGGGAGCUGAAUUUGCACAGAACUCGUGCCAUGGGCUGGCAUGAUUUGAAUCCAGCAAGCGCCAAGGAUGCCGUGGGCUUCAAACCGUGGCAGUGGCCUGGUGCUGAUGUCCAGGCUGUUGCUUCUUCCCUGCUUUACUGUGGCCAGUAAUUUAUUCCUCCUGGAUUGCUGCUGUUUGGUAACAGCUUCCCAAAAUACGGCCUGCCUGCUGGAGAUGAGCUCCCCAAACCCGGCUGCAAAGUGCAGCCGUCGUGUGAACCAUGAGGACAAGAAAUUAUCUGCGAUAGCGAGGGGUUGAUCUUGAUCUGACAGGGCUGCUCUGCAGGUGAACCGGAGGUGUUCAGUGCUUGCUCUGCGAUGGGUGUUUUAUCUGUCAGAGGGAGGGAUGGAGCUUUUAAAGAAUUGUAGAAUCUUUUUGGUUGGGUUGGAAAGACCCUCAAGAUCAUCGAGUCCAACCAUAACCCAGCCCUGGCACUGCCCCAUGUCCUGAGAACCUCAUGUACGUCUGUCCAACCCUCCAGGGAUGGUGACUCCAGCACUGCCCUGGGCAGCCUGUUCCAAUGCCCCACAGCCCUUUGGGGAAGAAAUUGUUCCCCACAUCCAACCUCAACCUCCCCUGGCGCAACUUGAGGCCGUUUCCUCCACUCCUGGUGCUUGUUCCUGGGGAGCAGAGCCCGACCCCCCUGGCUCCAAGCUCCUUUCAGGCAGUUCAGAGAUCAGAAGGUCUCCCCUCAGCUCCUGUUCUCCAGCUGAACCCCCCAGGUCCCUCAGCCGCUCCAUCACACUUGUGCUCCAGCCCCUCACCAGCUCCGUUCCCUUCUCUCCACUCGCUCCAGUUCCCGAGGGGCCCACACUUGAGCUCCUCUGCCAGCAGAGGGAACACGGGGGCUGUUCUCCCCAUUUAAAGACAAGGUGACUUGUCCAAAACCUGCCCACAAGUGGGGUGCAGGACCCCAGAUUCCCUGUCCCCAGUAAACUGUUUAUUUUUUUUGCCCUUUUCAUAAUUUUGCCAGGCUUCAUAGGGACCUGUCAGCUCCCCACGAAAGCUGCAGUUUUCAGCACUAAGAAUUGCACUUUAUUAUUUGCAGUAAGGAAAUCUCCCCAUAUCCUUUCACCUUAAGAGGCUGAUGCUUACCACUGAAUAUUGCACCAAAAUAAAGCAGAAUACACAUUGUAAAGCAGAAUACACUUUGUAAAGCAGAGUACACGAGCCUGCAUAACCACACACCAGAAUCCAUCCAAAACUUCAUUAAGGAGCGGGGGUGUGUGCCUUCUCCAUGCAGUUUCUGUGUGAUCCAUGAGAUCCCAAACCAGCAGCAUCUGUACCAAGGCCCUUUUCUCUGAUGCUUUACUUGCCUGCAAAAUUCUUCACACAUUUCCCCACUACAUUUUAGCAAUGGUUUGUGUGUUUUGCCUUUUCACAUCGAAUCACUCUUGUGAAACAGCUGGUUUAUCGCCACUUCAGACUCGAUUGAAAACAGACAUUGGGUUUUCUGCUGUGAAGUGCCAGCGUUUUCGGAGUUGUAACGUAGCACUUUGAAAGUGUAAUCGCCAGGUGAGCCUGCAGGGAAUUAUCCCUGCACAUCUUUUAAAUAAAAGCUUGUUACUAAUUGUAUAAUAAAAUCAUUUCCCACUUGACACUCAA